AGGCGCUUUGGACCGCAAAUGGCCGUGUCUCUGCGCUCAGACACCGGCACACAUCACCGCACUCCUCCACGCGGCGCGUUCCACAGGCUGCGGGGGUUGACGCGGAUUUCAUGCUACAGGUGUUUUUGAAGUCCUCCUGCUGUGAACUUGGCCCAUCCACUGGAUACCCUUCUUACGUGACACCCACUGGGAGUUGAUAAGUUGGUCAGCAGAGGGUUAGGAGAGAUGAAGACAUGUGCCAUGUUUAUGGCAGCUCUGCUGUUCCCCAGCAUUCAAGCAGUGUGUCCGGACAAGGAGCCAGGACUGCAGCCAUGGAGGCCAGGACAUAGUGAAGACCACCGUGUUACAAUCGGUUAUGGCAGGAAGGUUCUCCUAACCACUUCAGCUACGGUCCACUCCAUUGAGAUUCUUGGUGGAGGAAAGCUGGUGAUUGCUGACACCAACCGGGCCAUACUGCUUCGAACAAAACACAUUCUGAUUGGGAACAAGGGGGAAUUGCACAUUGGAAGCCCAGCCUGUCCUUAUAAAGGAAACCUCACCAUCUCCCUUUAUGGAAGAUUGGAUGACAGUGAUGAUGAACACAGUUACUUUGGGAAAAAGUACAUUGGCGUGGGGACAGGAGGGACACUAGCGAUCCACGGAGAAAAUAAGCUGGCAUGGACGUUUCUCAACAAGACCCUGCACCCGGGAGAGAGCAACCAAAACAGCUAUCUGUUCCAGAGAAGCUGGGGGAGCCGAGGCAUCAUUAUCCAUGUCAUUGACCCCAAGACUGGAGAGGUUCUGGAAAAUGACAGAUUUGACACAUACCGUACUAAGAAUGAGAGUCGUCGCCUUGCAAAGUAUGUGGAUGGUGUGGAGACCGGGCUGAUUCUGGCCAUGGUGGUCAAUGACGAGGGCUCCAACAACUUGGAGGACUUGGCCAAGAAGAGCCUCUCUAGGGUGGGCAGCCACCUAAUAAGCACUCUGGAAUUUCGGGAUCCCUGGACCCUUAUAGUAACAAAAGGAAAUGCGUCUUCUGCAGUGGAGGGCUAUGCCAUCUAUCAAGGUACCAAAGCUUCUUCAGAGGCCCGGAGCUCUGCUGUUUUUCAGUUGGCUUAUGGGGAGCGUUUCACUGUCACCACCACCAGUCAAUGGGUGCAAGAGGCCGAGUGGACAGAAUGGUUUGACAGGGACGAUGAGAGGGGAUCUGGAGACUGGGAGAAAGUGUCUGACCUGCACAAAGCCUACCCAGAAAGACUGUGUGGCAGUCCACUAGACAUCCAGGCUGAAACCCAUGAUGGAACACCAGCCAACCAGACUGGAGAUGUUAUCCACAAGAAUGUAAAGGAUUAUGGGUUUGUCUGCCUCAACAAGGACCAAGCUCAUGGCUUCUGUCUCAACUACAGGGUUCGCUUCCUCUGUGGAAAACUGGUUCGUCCGCAGGCCACCAUUUCCAUCGAUAUUUUUUCCAACAGCAGCAUACUGGAGCUGGCCGACCAACCAGAGGGCUGGAAGUCUGGAGACCAGGUUGUCAUGGCCAGUACUGACUACUCAAUGCAUCAGGCCGAAGAGUUCACCCUGUUACCCUGCCCUACUUGCAAUUCCAAUCAGGUCAAGAUCCAAGGUAAGGCCCAGUUCAUCCACAUGGGUGAGGAAGUGGACGGGGUGGACAUGAGGGCGGAGGUUGGCCUGCUGAGCCAUAAUAUUCGGCUCCGUGGUGAGAUGGAAUCUGGCUGCUACGGUAACGAGGCCUGCAAAUUUUUCGAGUUCGACACUUUUGGUGGACAUUUGAAGGUGGAGCGGGGCUUCAGGGUAGUUCAUAUAUCCGGGAUGGAGCUGCAGCACAUGGGCCAGCAGACAAUGGGACACUACCCGAUCCAUUUCCACAUGAACGGAGACGUGGACGAGAAAGGAGGUUACGACCCACCGACAUCUAUCAGCAAUCUCUCCAUCCACCACUCUUUUUCCCGCUGUGUAACCAUCCACAGCUCCAGUGGACUGCUGGUGAAGGAUGUGGUUGGCUAUGACGUACUCGGCCACUGUUUCUUUCUGGAGGAUGGUCCAGAAGAGAGGAAUACAUUCGACCACUGUUUGGGUCUUGUGGUGCGAGCCGGGACUCUUCUGCCUUCAGAUAGAGAUGGCAAAAUGUGCCGAGACAUCACUGACGGAGCCUACCCAGGAUAUGUGGCCAACCCUCGGCAGGACUGCAGUGCCACUUCAACUUUCUGGAUCGCCAACCCUAAUAACAACCUCAUCAACUGUGCUGCUGCAGGUUCCGAGGAAACAGGUUUCUGGUUCAUCUUCCACCAUGUGCCUACUGGGGCCUCAGAGGGGCUGUACUCCCCCGGACAAACGGAACACACACCCAUGGGAAAAUUUACCAACAAUAGAGCCCAUUCCAACAACAGGGCUGGAAUGAUCCUUGACAAUGGAGUAAAGACCACCCAGGCAAACAACAAGGAUAAGAGACCCUUCCUUUCUCUGAUUGGAGCCAGGUAUGGCCCCCAUCAGGAUGCUGAUCCCUUCAAACCUAGAGUCCCUGCCCUAAUCCAACAUUUUGUAGCCUUCAAGAAUCAGGACCACGGAGCCUGGCUGAGGGGAGGAGAUGUCUGGCUCGAUCACUGCCAAUUUGCUGAUAAUGGAAUUGGCCUAACUCUGGCAAGUGGAGGGACGUUUCCAGAUGAUGACGGCUCUCGUCAGCAGGUGAAAAACUCGCUCUUUGUUGGGGAAAGUGACAAUCGUGGGAUGCCGCUCCUUGACAACAACAUCUGGGGCCCUGGGGGCACUGACCUGACUGACAGAACAUUACCCCGUGGCAUAGAUUUUCCUAUCCGAGGGAUGCAGAUCUAUGAUGGGCCUAUCAACAUGCAGAAUUGUACGUUCCGGAAAUACACAGCAAUGGAUGGACGGCACACCAGUGCCUUUGGCUUCAGGCUCAACAACUCAUGGCAGAGCUGCCCCAACAACAAUGUGUCUAACAUCAUCUUUGACCGCGUACCAAUCAGUUCACGGGUGUUUUUUGGGGAGCCAGGUCUCUGGUUCAAUAAGAUGCAGAUGGACGGGGACAAAACGACCAUCUUCCACGAUAUUGAUGGUUCAGUCAGCGAGUACCCCGGAGUCUUCCUGGUUAAAGAGGACAACUGGUUGCUCCGUCACCCCGACUGCAUUGACGUGCCCGACUGGAAGGCUGCCAUUUGCAGCGGCCGCUAUGCACAGAUCUACAUCCAGACACGUAACCCUGCCGACCUUGUCAUGCACAUGGUGAGGGAUGAGUAUCCUGAUCGGCCCCUAACACUGGAGGGCGCGCUGGGGAAAAAGAAACACUACCAACAGUUCCAGCCAGUGAUCACACUGGCCAAAGGCUACACUAUCCACUGGGACCAGGAGACACCUGCUGAGGUCACCAUUUGGCUCAUCAACUUCAACAAAAAUGACUGGAUCAGCGUGGGCCUCUGCUACCCACAAGGCACCACCUUCACCGUCGUCUCGGACAUCCACAACCGCCUGACCAAGCAGACCCGCAAGACUGGCGUUUUCAUGAGUACAACACAGAUAGAGAAGAUCAACCACUCCCAUCUGGCGAGAGGAUACUACUACUGGGAGGAAGACACUGGGCUGCUCUUCUUGAAGGUCAAAGCCCAUAAUGACAAGGAACAGUUUGCCUUCUGCUCCGUCAAGGGUUGUGAGAGGGUAAAAAUCACAGCCAUCGUCCCUAGAGGCAGUCUACCCAGAAACUGCAUGGCCAAGGCUUACCCCAAACACGCUGAGCUGCCCAUUGUGGAUGUACCGAUGCCGAGAAAGAGACAGAAUGCCAGGCUGCACUCGUCAGAACACUUCUUGGAGGUCAAACUAGAGUCCUAUAAUUCCCAAUAUUUCCACAUCAAAGAGGACUUUGCCUUUACUGAGGUGAACGGCAGGAAGUUGUACCAACCAGUCGAUGGGUUGCAGAUGACCGUUAUUGACGGACAUGAUGGGAAGGUCUUAGAGAGCAAAGGAUUCAGGAACUCCAUCUUACAGGGUAUCCCAGCACAGAUAGACAACUACGUCAGUGGACUGAGAGAUGGUUCAAUCGUCCUCAUCACAUCUAAGGGUCGUUUGGUUACCAGAGGAACCUGGAUUAAAGUCUUGGAAAGACUUGGAGCAGACAAAAGCAUAACAUUAAAAGAUAAGCUGACAUUUGUGGGCUUCAAGGGCUCCUUCCAUCCGGACUGGAUACGUAUGGAGGUAGAUUUCAACCGAGCCAAGAUUCAUCUGGUUCUGCCUGUCCCUGUGGUCCGCAAGAUGAAGCUAUAAAAGUUGGCUGAGUGGUGAGGACAGCGAUGAGAGUAUGAAGCCCCCAGACCAUAACAUAUGCUGCCAAUAUACCCACCCAAAAAAUAAUAAACACAUACGCACUGCCAGCAGCGGAUGUCAGUUGCCACAAGCUCAGUGUUUUUUUUCUAGAUUUGGCAAUGAGAAAGACAUUUUGUGUUUUGUAAAGGGGGAAAAACGUAUGCAUGCAUGGUCAAACAUGAUAACUCAUCGAGUAAGGCAGGCAUGUCCAAAGUCCGCCUAAACACGGCCCCGCGGUCACAUCUCAUAAUGUGUUAUUUAUGGCUUGCUGGCUCGGUCAGAAUAAAUUAGAAAAUGCAUUUCCUGCUGAAAAUGUAUUGGAAUGCAUGAAGCUGAAAUUAAUUUCAGAAAGUUGCUUGAAGUACAGAAAUGAAAAAAGCAGAAAUUAAUUCUAAACAUUGCUGAAAGAAUAGAAAUAGGAGAAGUUGAAAUUAAUUAAAGAAUUGCUAAAAAAUACAGAAAUGAGAAAACCUGAAAUGAACUUGAAAGAAUUGCAAAAAAAAACAGAAAUGGGAGAAGCUUAUAUGAAUUUGAAAAAAUACAGAAAUAAUUUAAAUUAAGAUUGGAUGGGUCCUCGCUACUCCUUGCACGUUGGGGGACUGGCCAGAUGGUUAGAAAUGCGGUUGUUUAAUCCCUGGGAGGAGUUCGGUCUUUUACAACUCUAAAAAAUGAUGAAAAUAUGCCAAAAAAGGCACAUCUUUAAUGAUUAAAUGCAGCGCCCCCUAAAGUUCAUAAAUUAUUAAAAAAUUAGGGUGUGUUCAAUGUUUACACAUCUUGCAAUUUUGGUGAGGGCAAGCCAAGCCAUUUGGAAGUUAUACAUUUUGCCAGAUUAAGCCACACCCCUUGCAAAGUUCAUUAUCCAUAAUAUAUUCUUAAAACCAUAAUACAGGUCAGAAGUGAUCAUAUGGAUGUUUAAAGGGUGAGAAAUUCAUGCUAUAUGAGAAAUAUGGAACAGAUUAGAUAAAGUAUGGUCGAGUUAUAACAACUUCAAUGUUCGUGGCGAAUGGUGGUUUUUUGAAAAUGCUCCCUACACACAUAGUUUGUAAAUUCUUCCAGCAUAAUGCAAAUAUUAGAGCCUAAGGUCUCAGGAUCACACUGCGCAAUUUUGAAAAGGAUCGGGUUUAAUCCCUGGGAGGAGUUCGGUCUUUUACAACUGUAAGAAACCAUGAUAAAAGGCCAAAAACAGGCCAAAAAGGCAGAUCUUUAACCAUUAAUUACAGCGCCCCCUAUACUUAAAAAAUUAUGGAAAUAUUAGUGUGUGUUUAGGGCUUCAAUGUUCACACAUGCUAUAAUUUUGGUUAGGGCAGGCCAAGUCAUUUGGAAGUUAAAAAUCUGCCAGAUUAAGCCACACCCCUUGCGAAGUUAAUUAGCCCAUAUCUCAUCAAAACAAUGACUUAUCAGCACCAUUCUGAUUUAUCAAGGGCACAUUGAACCAAUAAUGAUUCACCAAUUCGGUUUCGUGACGAUCAAACUCAGCGUUUAGGAGAAAUUGCCAAAAAUGUGUUGAUCGGACAUCGGGGGCGGAAACUGGCCUAGUGUGUUCUUUUUUUAAAUUCUAGAGGGCGCUAUAGAUACAUUUCUUUAUACCCAAAAGUGAGACCCAAAAGUGAUGACAUUUUUUAACAGUCCGGAUAUCCAUGCCAAAUUUACCAACUUUUUCAAUAUGAUAAAGGCCCGAAAAAGGCCCGCGGUUCGUGAGAAUAAUAACAAUAAUUCUUUGAAAUACAAUAGGUUCCUCUACGAGUCGUAGCGAGGACCCUAAUAAAAGCUUAAAUUACUUCUAAACAUUGCAGAAAUAGGAAAAGCUAAAAUUCUUUUUAAAAAAUGGCAAAUAAUACAGAAAUGGGAGUAGUAUUAUAAAUAUUAGUAGUAGUAAAAGUCAUUUUAAUAUUAAUACCAGUUGAAAUACUAGAAGUACUACUAGAAGUACUAGCAAUAUUACCAGUGGUUGUGGUACUAUUGGGUGAGGGGGUGGGGGGUGGAGAGACAGAAUAUUUUUUUUUCAAACUAAGAAGUUAUUAUAGGUUAUUGAUAGGCCUCAUCAAACAUUACAAUACGAAUUCCCUCCAUAGGGUGGUUGUUUUGAAAUGAUGGGAUUGGGGGGGGGGAGAAAAAGAGAGAAAACUGGAAAGGGGGAGGGAGGAAUAGAGGAAGAGGCUAAGGAAGGGGGAGAUGUAGUAUUACUACCAAUACAACUACUUUUACCAUCAGUACUAUUACAGUGGGGCAAAAAAGUAUUUAGUCAGCCACCAAUUGUGCAAGUUCUCCCACUUAAAAAGAUGACAGAUGCCUGUCAUUUUCAUCAUAAGUAAACCUCAACUAUGAGAGACAAAAUGAGGAGAAAAAAUCCAGAAGAUCAUAUUGUCAGAUUUUUAUUUUAUUUUUAUUUGCAAAUUAUGGUGGAAAAUAAGUAUUUGGUCAAAAACAAAAGUCCAUAUCAAUACUUUGUUAUAUAUCCUUUGUUGGCAAUGACAGAGGUCAAACGUUUUCUAUAAGUCUUCACCAGGUUCUCACACACAGUUGCUGGUAUUUUGUAUUUUUAGAUUUAUUAAUUUCUUUUUCAUUUCUAUAUAAUUUUUGAAAUUAAUUCCAGCUCUAUGCAUUCCGACGCAUUUUUAGCAGGAAAUGCCUUUUCUAGUUUUUUACUAGUUUGCGAUGAAAGCACAGAUGCAUUGACACUGCACAAAUACCUAUUUUUUUUAGAGUAGUCAAUGAGGAACGUGUCAGAGGAGCUGCUUGACCUUAAGAGUCUUAAAGGACAAACCAGAGGAACCGAUUUAUUUGUUUAUGUUUGCAAAACUGUCACGGAGUAAAGUUUCUGGGAUCAUUACCGAUAAUGCUCCCGCCAAGGCUGGUGAACGAAGUGGUUUGUCCACACUGAUUGGCAAUAAAGUCUGCGGAGACGCAGGUAACGCCAAACAUCUCAAAUGAGACGAUGUCAUAAAACCAGUGGCAAAGGCAAUCAAUUCUAUUCGCUCUAAAGCUCUGUACAACCGACAGUUUCAGGGACAAGGUAAGAAGGGACAACCAAAGGAAGAACUGUCCAAUCCUCAAAUCUAGCCUUUUUGGUUGAUUUAACGAAGCAUCUGAAUGCGCUAAUCUUCAAGAAAAGACUUUGCAAUUAAGAAAAAGGACAUAUUGAUUUUCUCUUCUCCCUACUCUGUGGACCCUGAUGAUGCUUCUCCACAACUGCAGCUGGAGCUCAUUGAGCUGCAAGUGUGACGAUGAGUGCCGUGGAAAACACCAUCAGUGUCUAAGAAAAUUCUGAGCUUAUUUGGCUCCACAUAUUUGUGUGAGCAAACAUUCUCAGUCAUCAACUUAAACACAAACCGAUUGAGGUCAUGGAUGAGUGACUCCGACGUGCGUGACAUUUUCCGAUCCCAUUAUCCAGCUCAAAUUAAAGACAUUAUUAACAUCAGAAUAUCUCUGUUCCCCAAAGGCGAAUCUGCACUCAAACUCUCUCGUUAGUUUGAACCAGAUGUCAAUCAUCAGGAUAAUGUCGCGUGCGCGUUUUACGUUAGAAAGCGCAAUUUUUCAAAAGUACAGCUGCAAAUAAACUUAAAGAAAGCGUCUUUAUUCUCCACUGACAAGCAGGAGAUGAUGAUGAUGAUGAACGCAUAUAAGGAGAUAAUAUGUAUAUUUGAAUCAUUUCUGUCGGAUUAAUAGAACAUAAUGUGUAUCUUUUACGUAGUUCAUUUAUAAGUUCAUCGCAGUCUGUCCAUCCUAGGGAAGGAUCCUCCUCUGUCUCUCUAAAGGUUUCAUCCCUUGGAGUUUUUAAUGUGCCGUGUGAGGGAUUCUGGGCACAGGAUAUCACAUGUGUUCAGACUGUACCGGAGCAGGUUUACGUUUUUUGAUGUGUUAGUAUUGUGAUUUAGCCAAACCUGCUUCGAGGAACCGAAAAGCCUCAUCUACACCAUCUCAUCCUGAAAAUUAUCCGGCUAACUCACGUACAAUAGUACGAGGAACAGGGCCCUGGUCGCUUUUCUGAAAUCUAGGUAUCAGUACCACCCUUCUCAUUUGUGUCAGCAAGUUAUCUGUUCCUUGAUCAAUCUGAUAUUGAGUGUUUAAAAUGGUAACACAAUGGCACAGUGAAAAGCCUGAAGUACACUAAUGCUGAGGCAAAUUGGUAAUUUGUGAUUUUGGGCUAAACAAAAUGAAAUGAAUUGAAUAUGUAAUAGAAAAAGCAGACUCUUGGGACCAUGCUAGUAGGUCAUUUUUAUUUAUGUGAUAUCCGUUCAUUUUGUUCUACUUAAUUUAAUUUUUUUAUUUUAGGGGGUUUUAUAUCUCAAAAGUUUGAUAUGCAUAUCAGGACAUUGGAUAUAAAGAAAUGUCUCAAUAGUGCCCCCUAGAAAUGUUAAAAGUACCACAUUUUUUCCUCUGUUGGCAGAUUGACUUGAGAUGUACCUACUUAGAUUUUCUGCUAUUUUGAACUUUGUAAAAAAAACUAUUUUUCCCACUCCUUCUUAAUGCUAAUGGGUAAAGAAAGAACUCCUCCAGAAGAUUAAUCCCAAUUAUUUUCAAAUUUGGGCAGUAUGAUCUUUGCCUUUAAAAAAAAUCAUAAAGCUUGACAAAAUAAAGUAUCUGAGCGUGGUGCUUUUGCGAAAUACCACAAUUUGCCAGGAAAAUGGAAGUAGUUUUUAACUUGGCUGUAAAUCAUCUAGUCUACUCCACAUUUGUGUGAUUACACGUAUGUCUACAGGGAAAGGUCCCUGUACUCAUCGAAUUGCUCAUUUUGAAUCCUAGUCAUAGCGUCACCUAGUGGUAACAGGAAGUUACAUGUUUUUUAUUUCAUACCAUGCUUUUCGCAGAUUAAUCAGAUCUCUGUCAAAUGUUUUCAGAAAAGACAAAAGACCUUGAUAAUGUUAAAGAUAAUGUUUGCAUAGUUUUGUCCAACGGCAUUCUUGGCCUCAUUUGUAGCUGUCCUGCCACUGCCCUGGCAUGCGCGGAGUAGCAGGUCCAUCGGUGCUUGCAGCUUUAAUUAUGAAUUUUAUCUGUUUAAGAACUGGAGAACUAGAUAACACCAUCUCUUGUGGCCAUAGUUGCAGUUUGUAUCUCUUCAGUAAAAGUGGGUCACAAAAGCCAAGGUUGAUUGUAGAAAAGUUGCUGUCUCCAUGGUCAUCAAUAGACAUAACUGAUAUUGGUCCCGUAUCGGACUGAGCAAUAUCAUUGUAUCAUGAAACACAUUGCUAUACAACGUUAACGUGUCAGCUAAAUUAACCAUUGGAUUUGGUCAGAAAAAAACACAUGAAUCUCUUUCUUACUUAUUGAUGUUAAUGUUAACAUGUCAUUUAGGUGAUGCUUUUAUCCAAACCGACUUACGACAAGUGCAUUUCAACCAUAGAGAUACAAACUUAGAAGAACAAUAAUCAAGAAAUUGCAAUUUUCAUCAUAAACUUAAAGAUAAGUGCCAUUAUAAGUACAAUUUAAGUGCUACAAUUCGUUAGUGUUUUAGUCAAAGUAUAGUCUUUAUAUUGGCCUGUUUGUUAUUUGGUAGGCCUGUCCAUGACUCUGACAUAUUUAAGCCUGCUAUACAGAGGAAAGAUGUGAUAUAGAAAACAGUUCAGCCUUUUAACAUUUCACAAAGAUCACAGAACCACUUCAUUCAAAGCAUACUGACUAUGAGAUAAUUUGGUUAGUAAGUGAGUGUUGUGAGACUAUGCUGUUGAAAGAUAUUGAUGUCUGACAGCAUCCUACUAAAGUACCUUGCAGUUCACAUUCAUUUACGUCCAUGAAGAAGAAGAAAGUUGAUAGUGAUGUUUUCCUCCAAAUUUUUCUAAUUUCUGUGUUUGUGAAUCAUCGUUCUGCAUUUUUGAAAGUGAAUCAGCAAAGCUCAUGAUUAGACAAUUAAAAUGAAUAGUCAGUUGAAUGUUGAAACAGGGAAUCUUUAAAUGUCCCCAUUUCAAGACAAAAAAGAAACCUUUGUUUAAAUCUGGCAAAAAUAAGUUGGGUUUUUCGGCGAAUGUAUCAGCAAUUUUGUGUUUAAUGUAAAUUUAAAAAUCUACAAAUUGCUAAGAGAUAUGUUCUAUACUUAUUUAUUGUACAUACACAGCUAAUCAAAAUCUCCAAUUUCCAAAAUCUUUAAGUUGUAAUUUGUCCUGUAUGUACACUGCAUGUAAGAAAUCAUUAUAGCUCGUUUAAAAAUUUGUAGCAGCCAUUUUUACUGCAUAUUUGCAUCUGAAUUGGUCAAGUAUUUUUUUUGAGUGUGCACCAAAUAGAUGUGGGUUGUAUUUGAUUGGGCCUUUAAAGCUCCAUGACUUCUUUGAGGACUUUUGUACAGAAAUAAAUAUAAAUAUGGACCAAUUUGUGUGACUUGUAACUAAUUAUUUUCUUCAUGCAACAAUCAAAACACAAAACAUAAUGAAUGUGUUUUUAUGAUGACCUGUGUUUCCCUAGGUUCACAAGUCAGGGGCCGUGGACGGCACGGUCGACAGUGAGGUGGGGGUGAUCGUUGCAGAUACGGUGUGCUUGUGUCGAUGGAACUGCUGACGCAUAGUGGGAAUUGGAAAAGCAACACUGAUGGGAGGGAAAAUAUUUUUUCUUUCUGUAAAAGCUUCAAGUUUGACAUAUGUAAUCUAGGACAGUGGUUCUCAACUUGUCUGGCUCCGGGACCCACCUUU
This is a messenger RNA of Pungitius pungitius (ninespine stickleback), 10928 nucleotides long. Its product is annotated as cell migration-inducing and hyaluronan-binding protein. Lineage: Eukaryota; Metazoa; Chordata; Actinopteri; Perciformes; Gasterosteidae. The transcript is spliced from 29 exons. The record is from RefSeq and is a predicted model, not a curated record. Bases 226 to 4272 code for a protein of 1348 amino acids.